Oncorhynchus gorbuscha (pink salmon) is the source of this 5708-nucleotide messenger RNA. RefSeq names its product disks large homolog 4-like. The transcript has 22 exons. The coding region runs from base 372 to 2864 and encodes 830 amino acids. The record is from RefSeq and is a predicted model, not a curated record. NCBI's taxonomy places the organism in Eukaryota, Metazoa, Chordata, Actinopteri, Salmoniformes, Salmonidae. Gene Ontology annotation, molecular function: kinase binding. Gene Ontology annotation, cellular component: postsynaptic density membrane; neuromuscular junction; neuron projection. Gene Ontology annotation, biological process: AMPA glutamate receptor clustering; chemical synaptic transmission; postsynaptic neurotransmitter receptor diffusion trapping.
AGAGAGAGCGAUGGGAGAGAGAGAGCGAUGGGAGAGAGAGAGAGAGAGCGAGCGAGGCCGAUGUGGAUGAAGACUUGUGCGAAUCAUGAAUGAUGGUGUUCUUGUAACACUUGAAUAGGCGGAACAUGAGGGAACAACAGCAUUUCAACCUUAACAUCUGUCCGGUGGCCAAGCUGCAAUCCAUAAUUCAUGCUCGUGAACGUAAAGUUAUUUUUGAGUUGAACAUCGGAUUUCAACGUUGGGUAGCCUAGCACGUCUUCGGGUAGCCUACCAACCGUGCACAGCCUAGUCACCUGCCUCGACUCCCGCUCUUCAACCCUCCCUCUUCUCCAGCAUCGCGGCUCUGGUGGUGGACGGGUAUAGUCUGGUAUAUGGGUGUUGAACUGAUGUCUCCGCCUGUUAGGAAUCUAAAGUGCCCCUCGCCGGUGAUGUGUCAGUGUAAGGUCAUCUGCAGCAACCGGACUCUCUCCCUCAUGUUCGGUUGCAAGAAGUACCGGUACCAGGAUGAGGAGACGCCCCCCUUGGAGCACAGUCCAGCCCAUCUGGGUCAAGGGAAAAGUGCUGAAAUGCUUCACAUGAGUGACAAGAACCUCGCCGCCAUGGAGGCAAUGCAUGGCUACACGCCGCACACACACAUCUCCCCUAUCAAGCCGGUGUUGAUGUCGUCAGGCCACAAUCCUAUGUACACCUCUGCUGUUUCCACACUGGGGAAUUCUCCUCCAGUGGUGGUGAAUACUGACACGCUCGACGGCUCUCCCUACGUCAACGGGACAGAGGGGGAAAUUGAGUAUGAAGAGAUUACACUGGAACGAGGUAACUCAGGCCUGGGCUUCAGUAUAGCUGGCGGGACAGAUAACCCUCAUGUUGGUGAUGACCCCAGCAUCUUCAUCACCAAAAUCAUCCCUGGAGGAGCUGCGGCCCAGGACGGAAGGCUGAGUGUGAAUGACAGUAUCCUGUUUGUGAAUGAUGUGGAUGUGAGGGAGGUGACCCACAGUCUGGCAGUGGAGGCUCUGAAGGAGGCGGGGGCCAUCGUCCGCCUCUACGUGCUCCGCAGGAAACCAGCCGCAGAGAAAGUCACCGAGAUCAAACUCAUCAAAGGGCCGAAAGGUCUAGGUUUCAGCAUCGCUGGAGGGGUGGGGAACCAGCACAUACCAGGAGACAACAGCAUCUAUGUCACUAAGAUCAUCGAGGGUGGGGCUGCUCACAAGGACCAGCGGCUGCAGAUAGGGGAUAAGAUACUGGCGGUGAACAGUGUGUGUCUGGAGGACGUGAUGCAUGAGGACGCAGUGGGAGCCCUGAAGAACACAGCCGAGGUGGUUUACCUCCGGGUGGCCAAGCCUAACAACCUCUACCUGAACUCCUACAACCCGCCAGACCUUACCAGCACUUACUCCGCUCACAUGGACACAGAUCUUGGCCACCCCACCUACCUUGGAUCAGAUUACCCACAAGCCCUCACUCCCACCUCACCUAGUCGCUUCUCUCCAGUGUUGCACAGCAUGAUGGGGGAUGAAGACCUUCCCAGUCUCCUUCUUCCCCUCCAUUUCUCCUCGUCUCUCCCUGACCCUCCGUCCCUCCCCUUCUCCCCUGCUCUCUCUGUCAGGGAGCCUAGGAGAGUGCUGAUCCACCGGGGUUCUACAGGCCUGGGUUUUAACAUCGUGGGAGGAGAGGAUGGAGAGGGGAUCUUUAUCUCCUUCAUCCUGGCGGGGGGGCCUGCCGACCUCAGCGGUGAGCUGCGCAAGGGCGACCAGAUCCUCAGCGUGAAUGGAGUGGACCUGCGUAUCGCCACCCAUGAGCAGGCUGCGGCAGCCCUGAAGAACGCUGGCCAGACUGUCACCAUCAUCGCCCAGUACAGACCAGAGGAGUACAGCCGUUUCGAAGCGAAGAUCCACGACCUGAGGGAACAGCUGAUGAACAGCAGCAUGGGUUCUGGUCAGACGACACUGAGGAGCAACCCCAAGAGAGGCUUCUACAUCAGGGCCCUGUUUGACUAUGAUAAGACAGCAGACUGUGGUUUCCUGAGCCAGGCGGUGGGCUUCAGGUUUGGUGACGUGCUCCAUGUCCUGGACUGUGGUGAUGAGGAGUGGUGGCAGGCCAGACGGGUCAGUCCUCAGACAGACGUUGAGGAGGUCGGCUUUAUUCCCAGCAAACGCAGGGUAGAAAGGAAAGAGUGGUCUCGCAUGGGCACCAAAGAGAGGGAUCGCAGUCGGGACAGCCUCGGAUCUCAAGGGAGGGACGAUUCUCAACACAGCUAUGAAGCAGUGGCACAAGUGGAGGUGCAUUAUGCCAGGCCCAUCAUAAUAUUGGGUCCCAUAAAGGACAGGGUAAAUGAUGACCUGCUGUCAGAGUUCCCUGACAAGUUUGGAUCUUGUGUCCCUCACACCACGCGGCCCAAGCGGGAGUACGAGGUGGACGGGCGGGACUACCACUUUGUGUCGUCACGGGAACAGAUGGAGAAGGAUAUCCAGAGCCACCGGUUCAUCGAGGCGGGCCAGUACAACAGCCACCUAUACGGCACCAGCGUCCAGAGCGUGCGAGAGGUGGCGGAGCAGCAGGGGAAACACUGUAUACUGGACGUGUCGGCCAAUGCUGUCCGCAGACUACAGGCCGCUCAGCUACACCCCAUCGCCAUCUUCGUCCGGCCCAAGUCACUGGAGAAUGUCCUAGAGAUCAACACUCGUCUGACAGAAGAGCAGGCCAGAAAGGGCAUGGACCGUGCUCUCAAGCUGGAACAGGACUUCAUCGAGUGCUUCUCAGCUGUGGUGGAAGGUGACAGCUUCGAGGAGGUUUACCACAAGGUGAAGACGGUGAUCGAGGAGCAGUCAGGGCCUUACAUCUGGAUCCCCACCCGGGAGAGGCUGUGAGGCUGCCCCAUAAUCCAACUCCACCCCCCAACCACCCUCAGCCAGUCUGCCCUCCAGCCCAACCAGCGCUCAGAGAGACAGAGAGAGACAUAGAGAGACACACAAACACACACAGGGGGACACGUGAAGAUAGAGACACAUAAUCACACGGAGAGAGAGACACAGAGUAAUACUAAAAGAGAGACACAGGUGUAGAAACCCAGAGAAACAGGUAAGGACAGUAUUUAAUCAGUAUUCAUAUAUAAUCCAUGUGUGGUGAGUACUGAGCGAGACUGGAGAGAGGUGACCAAGUUGGGCGUGGCAAGGCAAGGCGGUGGGCGUCCCCAGAAUAAGCACAGGGUAACGGAUCGGCCAUCUCCCCCUCUCCGUCUCCCUCAGUCUCAUUUGACAUCCCCACUGACAAACAGGCGGGCGAUCCCUCCUUUUUUAUAUCCCUGAGCCUCCUCUCCUCCUCCUGUCAACUCUCUCCCUCCAUUCAGGACAUGAAACGGAGAGAGAGAGAGAGAGAGAGAGAGAGAGAGAGAGAGAGAGAGAGAGAGAGAGAAUGAGUGCAUAGACUAUGGAGGGACACACAGAUCAUAUUGAGUCCCUCUGACCCGGAGGAGGCUCUAUUCUAGUGAAAAGGCUUUGCUCCGUGUAUGAACAACUAGGAACAUCAUCCCACUAAUCAAGACUGGCAUUCGCUCAAUCACCCAUGAAUAGCAUUUUGCGAGGGCAUUUUUUCAAAAGCAGCUCAAAUAUAAACUCAAAUUGUGAAUUUGUGCAUGUGUCCUUAAAGGCAACAGGAAAAUGGUGGAAAAUAAGAAGAAAGGAUGAAGAAGAGGAGAAAUGACUGGGCGGUGCGCACCACCCGUUUCCCCCUCCAUUUUGAUGGGCGGGGAGUUUCUAGCACGUCUCAACAGAGAGAGGAGCAGUACAGAUGGAGAAAGAGGAGGGGCUAACUCACUGUGUGCAUAGACAAUGGAAGACCUCGCGUAUAACCUCUGGGUCUCUUCUGUACGGCGCACACACAGUCAGCCCGUACAGUAGGGCCGUUCUAAAUCCACCCGGCUCUUCUCCAAAAGCACUGGGCGGUCUGCCCUGUUUGUAAACGGCCAGGCAGAUUCCAUGCUGAAUGUUCUCUUAAGGCACAACAGCAGAGUCCUUAGCUUCAGCGCUUUAGUGUUAAGAGCACCACAGCCAAUUCUCUGAUCACCCUUCCAAAUAGACCCUCAACAACCCACACACAGUGUUCUCACUGGCCUGUGUGUGUGUGUGUGUGUGUGAGAGAGAGUGUGUGUGUGAGAGAGAGUGUGUGUGUGGACUGUGUGAGGAUUAAAUCUCUCUUCCUCUCUACCACUCUUUCACUGCCUCUUUCUUUCUCUCUCUCUUUCUUUCCUCACAAAUUAAGGCUACGUAUAUAUAACACGUUUAACAGACAAAAUGGCCUAUACAAAUAUAUAUUUUUAAUGACGAUUUAUAACAGGAGUUAGAGCCUGUAAAAUGUAAUAUCUCUUCAACAAUAUUCCAUUGCUUUGUUUGGGUAAACUUUCUCUUGUGUUCAGGGAUUUGUUUUGGUCCUUGACCAUCGAUUUGCCCUUCCACAACACACAGUCCUGACACACAAACACACAAAUAACUGAGAUGUAGCUGAGCUAUAACUGAGAAAUAUCUGAGAUAUAACUGAGAUAUAACUGAGAUAUGACUGAGAUAUAAAUUAGCUAUAACUGAGAAGUAUCUGAGCUAUAACUGAGCUAUAACUGAAAUAUAACUGAGAUAUAACUGAGAUAUGACUGAGAUAUGACUGAGAAAUAUAUGAGAUAUAACUGAGAUAUAACUGCGAUAUAACUGAGAUAUAACUGAGCUAUAACUGAGAUAUAUCUGAGCUAUAACUGAGAUAUAACUGAGCCUGUGCAGCAUGUGUAUUAUCUUCUCCAGUUACACAUCUCACUUCCUGUGGCUAGAGUGUUUUGAGUUGAGGUACAGUAGCUAUAUAAUACACUAGUCCAAUCUUAUGGAUGGGGUAAGGUGGCGUGUGUAUGCGUGUGCAUGUGUAUGUGGGUGGUUGUGCAUGUGAAUGGGUGAGUAUGCAAAUGUGUGUGCUUGCGUGUGUGCGUUCCAGGCUCAUGAGAUUUGGUGCAAUAGUGUAAUGAUGAUAUGCAAUGAGACUGGGUUUGGGUGUCUUCGAAGAUAUACAAUAAUGCGUUAUAGGCAGGAUAUAUAAGUGUAAUAAUAUGUUUGCACUGACAGCAUUAACACAGGUUUUAAUAGGGGGAGUGAGAAUAAGACAAAAUCAAAUCUGGAUUCCAGGGGUUUACAGACACUCGCUUGUAUUUCUAACCAUUUGUUUACAACUUUUGAUUUGACGUUUAAAGGGUGAAGUUACUGGUGGAAGUGACCGUUCAUAUUUAUUGUUCUUUGAUUUUUUGGGGGGCUCACUUGCUUUUCCCCCAGUGAGAGAUGGAAAGUGGUAAUGUUUUGGAUUGAUGAUUUAUUAUUAAGUCACUGUUUCAGUUGUAUUCACUUGGAAGUCUGUACAUUCUCAUUUGUAUCAUUUUUUUCUUCUUCAUUCAAAGAAAUAUCCGUUUUUGGGGAGCGGCCAGAACUGUUGUAAAUACAGAGGUGUGUGUGAGACGCUGUUGCAAUGCAUACUGCUAAUUGGACAUUAGAGAAACCAUCAGUCUCAGCACUGGUACCUGAGCCCACAGCCCUGCUACCCCCUCUAAUACACAGGAACACAUCACUUUGAGUGGGUCUCUCACACACACACACACGCGCGCACACACACACACACACACACACACACACACACACACACACACACACACACACACACACACACACACACACACACACACACACACA